CGGUGGUUCAAAAGGAUCUCUUUGAAAUUCUGAUUUUGUUCAGAACUUUCAAAUAUGUAUUAUUGUGUGAUAUAAAGGCUAUGUAUCGCCAAAUUUUGAUUGAGGAUAAGUAUCGUUGUUUGCAAAAUAUCUUGUGGCGCGAUUCUCCUGACGAGUCAGUCAAAUGUGUACAGUUGCAGACAGUUACAUAUGGUUUAAAGAAUUCUGCGUUUUUAGCAUGUAGGUGUUUGUUAGAAUUAGCCCGAAGGUAUGAAAGUCAAUAUCCUUUGGCUUCGUUUGUGUUGAAGCACACGUGUUAUGUCGAUGAUAUUCAGUGUGGUUCUAAUGAUUUGAAUGAGCUUGCGCAGAUGAAAAAGGAGUUGAUAGGGCUAAUGAAGUUGGCUAGUCUGUCUCUACACAAAUGGUGUUCUAAUAACCAAGAAAUUUUAAGCGACAUACCCGUUGAAUUGCAUCAGCUCGAUAGUAGGAGCUUUGAUAAAAAUAAUGAAUAUGUUAAAACUCUUGGAUUAACAUAUGACGUCAUUACUGAUACUCUCGAUAUGAGGUGUCCUGUUAAAGAGGUUCAAGAAAAGUACACGAAGCGUCAGAUGCUUAGCUUCAUAAGCAAAUUUUUUGAUCCUUUAGGAUUGUGUGGCCCUGUGUUAGUGCAGGCAAAGAUAUUAAUGCAACAGGUUUGGUUUGAAUCGUUGAAAUGGGAUAAGGUUUUACCUCAAGGUCUUAACAAAAAAUGGGUUGACUUUGCCAAUAGCUUAGUUCAAAUGUCCAGCAUCUCGAUCGCUAGGAAUAUCAAUGUUCAAGGAGCGCAAUCGUUAGAAUUAGUGGGAUUUGCUGAUGCUUCUAAUGCUGCUCAUGGAUGUUGUUUGUACUUACGUGUCAUUGAUGCUGACAACAAGGUUUCGGUGAAUCUUUUGUGUUCGAAGACGCGCAUCAAUCCUAAGGCUAAAUCCUUGACCAUCCCAAAAUUGGAACUGAAUGCUGCCCUGUUACUGGCUAUUCUAGUUCGGAAGGUGUAUAAUGCUCUGUCCUUAAAAUACUCAGUGAGUGUUCACGUUUAUAGUGAUUCCAUGAUUUUACUAGCUUGGUUAAAAACAUUACCGGUUAAGCUUAACGUGUACGUAGGUAACAGAGUUGAUAAGAUUAACAAGCUAUCCUCCGACUUUGAAUGGCAUUAUGACAACUGAUACUUUUUUAGGGUGUCUUAAAAGAUUUAUAUCUCGUAGAAACAAACCUACUAAAAUAUAUUGUGACAAUGCAGCCUAUUAUAAAGGCGCGGAAAAUGUUCUUAAGGAAUUGUAUGACCUUCAAAAUUCCGCUAAUCACCAAUCGGCUGUGAUUGACUUUUCUAGUUCUGAAAGAAUAUCCUUUCAUUUCAUUCCUUCUUAUUCCCCAGUGUUUGGUGGUUUGUGGGAAGCUGGUAUUAAAAGUGUUAAAUAUCACAUGAAACGUGUAAUUGGUAAUACGGUGUUUACCUAUGAGCAAAUGUACACAAUUUUGGUUCAAAUCGAAGCCAUUUUGAACUCUAGGCCGUUGACCCCUAUGUCUAGGGAUCCUAGUGAUAUGACCUAUUUAACUCCUGGACAUUUUCUCACUGGUAGUUCACUGACUUCUUAUCCAGAAACGGAUAUUACAGAUGUAAAUAUAGGUAGAUUAAGUUUUUGGAAACAAUGUGUUCAAUUGCAGCAACAUUUUUGGCGGCAAUGGCAUAAGCAGUACUUGGUUAUGCUGCAGAGUAGGCCGAAGUGGAGAAAUGAGUCUCCCAACUUAGAAAUAGGCACUUUAGUUUUGUUGAGGGAAGAUAAUACCUCUCCGUUGUGUUGGCCAGUAGGUCGAAUUGUUGAUGUACAACCUGGUAAAGAUGGUAAGGUUCGAGCCUUGCAUGUCAAAACAGCAAAAGGUUUCAUUGUUAAAACGAGUGUUACCAAGGUGUGUCCCUUACCAAUUGAUUACAGUUAGGUAAACUGUUUUAUUCAUUUGUUAUAAUUUAGCGAUAAUGCUGAAGUUAGUUAAGGUUUAAUUUUUGUUGAUUUUUAACAUUGUAAAUGUUGUUUUUUGGCUAGGCCCCCAACAUGUUCAUAACCGAACACAA
Messenger RNA from Cydia fagiglandana, 2086 nucleotides. RefSeq lists its product as uncharacterized. The record is from RefSeq and is a predicted model, not a curated record. Lineage: Eukaryota; Metazoa; Arthropoda; Insecta; Lepidoptera; Tortricidae. The coding region runs from base 81 to 1181 and encodes 366 amino acids. The transcript has 2 exons.